UAAGAGGCGGGGAUGAAUCUGUUGAGGAAUGGAUUGCCGAAAUGAAGUCAGCUUUUCGAGUGAUGAAAACACCCCAUGACGAUAGAGUUGAGCUGGUUAAGCAACACCUGAAGGGUGAAGCGAAGGCACAGGAGUUAAAGGGACUGACAGGUGUGGGCAGGGACCUGCAUUACUGUUAGUCGACCAGAGCAAGCUUAAUAUUUGUACCCCUAUUAGUUAGGAUUUCAAUCCUUUACAUUUGGCAUAUUGGCAAAAUGCAUGCAUUUUGAAAAUAUUUAUUUAUGUAUUUAUAAAAUUAUUACUUUUCUUUUUAUUAUUUUACAUAUUUAACGCUUUAAAAUGUGCUAAUCUAAAAGUUAUUGAAAUUUAGUCAACUUCUUUAUUGGUAUAUUUCACCUUAAUAGUUAUUUCACAGUUAUUGCUUUUUGUUGUUUACUACAGUUUAAUAUUUAAUCUUAAUGAUUUUACAGUCUCUUCGAUUUUCAAUUUUUGCUUCUUUGUUUAAUUAAGAAAUGUCUUUGUACAUUACUAUAGUUUAAGAAUACAUUAAGACAGUCUGUUUAGCUUUAAAUACAUUUUUAGUCAAAUCUAAACUGUAAUUUUUUUUCCAAUAAACUUUAUUGCACAAGUUUCUAUCUUAUAGAGAUUCACAUUCAGUUAUGCAAUAAGAGAACAAUUGCAACUAUCAUAAUAUAUAUUUUUGUCACUUCACAUUUCCUGAUACAAAACUGGUUUUAAGAAUAUCUGAAACAUUUUGAACCAUACUGAGAUCCAGUUUACACGUUUCUUUUUAAAUAAAGUUUCUGCACGUGACCCGGAAGUAGCAGGCUAGCAGCGUUAGCUUGUGUUCAGAAGACGGUGUUGUUUUGGCAGGACAUUUGUGAGGCUUAUAAAGCGAUACAUGGUUCAAUUCAGAACAAUUAUCUUUGUUGGAAAGACAACGUGGAUUGCUGUGAUUGAGAGACUAGCAGAUGAUCGGAGCUGCAGUGAAGAGAACGGCGGUGUUUGUGGGAGUUGGAGCUGAAGAUUCGGAGCAGCUGCAGCAACCAUGCCUUCCCUCCAGCCUCUGAGAGAGUUGAUCAGCGAGCGACUAGCUGCUGCUGCUGAAGAAAUCUUCCGACUCUGUGAAGGAACCAUCGUCCAGUACGAGGAGGAGCUCUGUCGUCAGCGCAGACUGCUGGAUGUCGCCUGGAAACCACAGCUGCAGGUCCAAGCUAUAGUCCUCCCCCAAUAUUAUGUGACUGAAGAGGAGGAUCAGCGCAACAAGCAGAGGAACUUCAGAGCGGAACAGGAGGAACCAGAACCUCCAAAGAUUAAAGAGCAACAGGAUGAAACAGAACCUUUGGAGAUUAAAGAGGAACAAGAAGAACUCUGCAUCAGUCAGGAUGAAGAUCAGCUUGAUCUGAAGCAGGAGACUGAUACAUGGAUGGGAUUUCCUACUUAUGAGGAAAAUGAGAACAGUGAAGCAGAACAGCAGAGCUUUAAUGUAACUGAUAAUCAGGAUGAAGAACCGUCAUCAACAGAUGAAGAGACAGACCCACAGAACAGAAAAAAGCAGAGGAAGAGAAGAAACAGAAGUCAUGUCCAAAGUGUGGGCAGCUCUCGCAUGUCAGAAAGUCAGUGGGACUCUGGUAAAAGCUCAAGAAUUGCUCAUAAUCUGCACACGAGAACUGAGGCUAAUAAAAGACCGUAUAUCUGUAAAGUAUGUGGUAAAAGUGUCAGGUGCUGGUCUCAGCUCAGAUAUCACAUGAGAACACACACAGGCGAAAAGCCUUUUUCUUGUAAUGAAUGCGAUAAAAGUUUUAGUCAAGUAUCUCAUCUGAAAACACACAUCCGGACUCACACAGGCGAAAAGCCUUUUUCCUGUAAAGAAUGCGAUUCAAGUUUUAGUCAAAUAUCUAGUCUGAAAAGACACAUGAGAACUCACACAGGAGAAAAGCCCUUUUCCUGUGAGGAAUGUAAUAGAAGUUUUAGUGAAAAAUAUGAUCUCAAAAAACACAUGAGAACUCACACAGGAGAGAAGCCUUUUUCUUGCGAAUGUGGUAAACGUUUUAGUAAAAAUUCCACUCUAAAGAGACACGUCAGGACUCACACAGGAGAAAAACCUUUUCCUUGUCAAGUAUGUCAUAAGUGUUUUAUACAAAAAUCGAAUCUCAUAACUCACAUGAAAACUCACAUAAGAGAGAAGCCUUUCUCUUGCCAUACAUUUCAUAAAGAGUAGAUCUCAAUAAUCUCAGAAAACACUGGAAAACUCAUCACAGAGGACACGUGCAGUAAAAGACAAUAAGGGUUUAUGUAGAAAAGGUGACAUUUUAGUGUUUUUUAAAGUUUUUCUACCAUCCCAGAUUGCCAAAGGUAACCACAUCUGUUUCAGUGACCAUGUUUGAUCAACCCCCAAAGUCUCCUGAUCUGAACCCGAUGGAAAAAUCUAUGAACUGUUAUAAAGAGGAAGCUGAGACACCAGACCCAACAAUGAAGAUGGCCUGAAGUCAGCUAUCGAAGCAGCCUGAGCUGUGUACAUACACAGAACCGCAGGCUGAUGCCAUCCAUAGCACAGUGUAUUGGUGCAGUAAUUCAAUUAGUAGCUCCAAGUGAAUAUUGCAACAUCCUUACUUUAAACGUUGCAAUAUAUUUUAGUUUUUUAAAGACACAAGUUUUUAGGUUUUCGUCAUCUAUAAUCCACAAUCAUCAAUAUCCGAGGAAUAAAAGAUUUAAAACACUUUCAUAUAUGUAUAAUGAUUCUAUAUUAUAAAUUUCCCUUUUAUAAAUGACCGACAUAAAUAUUACACUUGUAAUUAAAUUACUUUAUAUGUACUUGAAUUGUAACUAUUAGAUCAUCUGACUUUUCCCAGUGUAAAGAUACAAUUAGUUUCUGUCUUGGCAUUUUUCAUUUAUGAAAUUGGAUUUGAGGAAAAAUUCAAAAGAAAUGUUCAAUUUUUGAUGGUUUAUUAGUAGAAUUUUGUAAUAUUAUUAUGCAGCUGUUUAGUCAACCAGUAUGGUUGAAGUUUAUGAGCAUAUUGUCUAAGUCUGUGCGUUACCAUGACAACACUGGAAAUGCACUUUAUGCAUCUUUACUUCUAAAAAUGAAUUUUUCAUUUAAUAUUAUCGGUGUACAUUUUAUUUACCUCAAGUGUAUGUACACUUGUAUAUUUUUUGUUCUAUAUAAAAAGUAGUGACUGCACUCUAGAUUUUGAUGAGUUGGGAUCAAAUUUCUGUUGUGAGAAAAGCAAUUUUCUAAAAAUGUACGUGUUUUUGGUGUUUUUAACAUGUUCUUGUAGCAUUUUUCUCAUGAUUGAUGACGUAUAUAAAAAACUUUCUGAUUAAAA
Messenger RNA from Oryzias latipes (Japanese medaka), 3326 nucleotides. RefSeq lists its product as uncharacterized. Lineage: Eukaryota; Metazoa; Chordata; Actinopteri; Beloniformes; Adrianichthyidae. Gene Ontology annotation, cellular component: transcription regulator complex; chromatin; PcG protein complex. Gene Ontology annotation, molecular function: RNA polymerase II cis-regulatory region sequence-specific DNA binding; DNA-binding transcription factor activity, RNA polymerase II-specific. The record is from RefSeq and is a predicted model, not a curated record. Gene Ontology annotation, biological process: regulation of transcription by RNA polymerase II.